Ascochyta rabiei is the source of this 2292-nucleotide messenger RNA. RefSeq lists its product as uncharacterized. Bases 1 to 2292 code for a protein of 763 amino acids. The transcript has a single exon. NCBI's taxonomy places the organism in Eukaryota, Fungi, Ascomycota, Dothideomycetes, Pleosporales, Didymellaceae. The record is from RefSeq and is a predicted model, not a curated record.
AUGCUAUAUGAGAUCAAUAACCCAUAUAUAUCUAUAUACCGCACGGCCCAGGAUCGGCUCAACAGUAGCGCUGCAGACGCCCGCGUCAUACUAACCAGCAGGCUUACACUAGCCCUAGAGACUGGGCAGGACCGCCGCAGGGAGAACGUACCUACUAGCGAUGAGCUAGGCCUAGUGAUACCUGACGCAGCAGGUGCAGAGACGUCCCGUCCCAUCGUCCUAGCGGCCCGUAACUCCAGCGCCCUGUUUACUAUCAGCGCCGCCCACCCAUCUUACAUGCCGCUACACUACGUACUGAUGUUUCCCCACGGGGAUUCUGGGUGGCGGCCGGGGCUAACGCUCCGUAACCAGGACGGAUCCCGUCUGCAGACGUCGCUGACCCAGCAAACCUACUAUCGAUACUAUCUACACCCCCGCCCUGGGCAGACUACAAAUCCGUUCCGCUUCUACAGGCUGUUUCAGCAGUACGUUGUGGAUAUCUGGGCUAUCUGCGACCAGGCCCGGCUGGCCUGGAUCCGAGCAAACCAGGCACAGCUGCGGGCAGACCUGUAUAGCGGUGUUGCUGAUGCCGUUAUGGGCAACAACGACGCCCAGGCAGGCCCUGUUGGACGCCGCGUUGUCCUGCCGUCGUCCUAUCUAGGCAGCUCACGAUUUGUCAGCCAGUGCUAUCAGGACUCUAUGGCUAUCGUCCGUCGAUAUGGCCGCCCUACCCUGUUUAUCACUUUUACAGCUAGCCCAUACUGGCCAGAGGUUGCCCGUGAGCUCCGCCCUGGGGAGACAGGCCUGAAUCGGCCUGAUCUAAUCUGCCGGGCCUUCCAUCUGAAGGUGCAGAAGCUAGUAGCCGAUGUGAAGAGCAACCUGUUCGGCACCCAUCUGGGCCACGUGUACACGAUUGAGUACCAGAAACGGGGCCUGCCCCAUAUACACCUGCUGCUGUUCCUGACCCCACACGACCGCGAGGCGUUCACGGAUCCUGUAACAAUUGAUAGCACUAUCCGGGCUGAGAUCCCUUCCCCUGUGGAUGACCCAGACGGCCUGCUUACAGAGGUUGUACGGACCUUCAUGCUUCACGGGCCAUGUGGGGAGCACAAUCUGCAGGCCCCGUGUAUGGUGCCUCAGCGCGACAGCGCCCCGCCGCGGUGCUCUAAGAACUUUCCCAAGCGUUACUGCCCAUCUACAGUGGUCCAUGAGGACGGGUACCCUGAGUAUCAGCGCCGGGAUGAUGGCCGCACGCUUGCUGUACGGUGUAAGGGCCGUAUUGUACACCUUAAUAACAGCUGGGUUGUCCCGUAUAACCCUGGUCUGCUCCGUAAGUACUGGGCCUAUAUCAAUGUAGAGGUUUGCGGCACUAUCCACGCUAUCAAAUACGUCCACAAGUACAUCUACAAGGGCACUGACAGGGCAGUACUAAACGUCUCAGAAGCAGAUGAGGUUAAGCAGCAUCUAAACGGGCGAUAUAUCAGUCCAUCUGAGGCUGUUUGGCGGCUGUUUGAGUACCCAGUACACAUGGAGCGGCCCACUGUAGUGCCCCUAGCGGUCCACCUACCGAAUGAGCAGAUAGUUACGUUCCCUGCUAACGCUACCACUGCAGAGUUAUCAGCCCGCCUGGAGCGAUCUGUAACUACGCUUACGGCGUUCUUCCAGCGCAACGCUGACCAUGAGUAUGGCCGUGAGGUCCUAUAUCAGGACUAUCCAUCCCAGUUUGUUUGGCACCUCCCGUCACGGACCUGGCACGUGCGUCAGCGCGGCACUGCGAUUGGCCGCAUGUACUUUUGCAGCCCGCUACAGGGUGAACGGUUCUAUCUACGGCUUCUCUUGACUACCGUACGGGGUCCACAGUCCUACGCGGACCUGCGUACCUUUAGCGGCACAGAGUAUCCUACUUUCCAGGCCGCCGCAGCUGCCCGCGGGUUACUGCUACACGAUGGAGACUGGGUAGCCUGCUUCCAGGACGCCGUUACGUUUGCCACAGGCCAGGCGUUACGGUACUUCUUCGUUGCUGCUCUCUUAAAUGGGCCUGUUACAGAUCCAGCUGCUAUCUGGGCAGCCUUCCAGGCGGAUUUGUGUGACGACUUACCUGAGGCUGCUGCUGCCCUGCUAGUAUCCGCAGAUCCAGACGCGUACCUUGACUACGGCCUGUAUCUGAUAGAAGGGCUGCUGGCAGAGUCUGGCAAACGUCUUACGGAUUUCUCACUCCCUGCGUGCCAGUUCAACUGGGGAGUACGGCUGCAGAAUCAGCUUCUUGCCGCUGAGCUGGCCUACGAUACAGACGGGCAGGACACUGCCUUCUAG